AUGGCGGACCCACAUGCGGGUGCUCCCGAGCCUUCUCGCACAACCACGCGAGGAACGGCAGUGACUGACGCGCCGGAAAACCUUGAUUCGACUACUGCGCCACGGACCAGAAGACAGGCUCGCCUCAGCGAUGGCUACUCUAACGCAGCUCGCUCAAUUACCGAGACUACAAGCUCCGUAGACAGCAGCGGACGCGUCACGACUCGGGACAUCUGGCGAAUGAUUGAUGGCUUGAAAGAAACGAUCGCCUACCAAACCGAGCUCAUCCAAUCCACCAAAGACGAGUUGUUUGAAGUAAAGCACGACCAGAACAUCCUCCAAACGCAGAAUGAGAAACUCCAUGAGGAAGUUCGAGCCCUGCGGGCGCAAAUUGAUGCGCUCCCGGCCACACCCGUGGCAAAAUCGUGGGCCGCAGUGGCAGCGAGCCACCCGCCUCUUCAACCAAAACACCAACGCACAGACAAAGAUCGGAACUGCGUCCGAAUUAGCACUCAGCGGUCCUUUGUGGAUCCGAGAGACAACGACAAGAGCGACCAAAACACCUUUGGGCGAUAUCUCCCAACGGAGACCGUAAACACUUAUAUCCGUACGGCGCUAUCGAACGCACCGUCCACACAAGACGCCCAAGUAGCCGGGGUUGGCACCACCAAAACUGGAUAUGUCAUCCGGUUUAAGGAUACAGAGUCGGCGGAAGCGGCCCGCAACAACACAGAAUGGCUGAACGAGCUAGGAAACAACACGAAACUAGUCAAGGCGCGGUUCGGUGUCGUGGUACACCGGACCCCGACUGAGGACUUUGACCUCGAAAACGCCAACUCACAGGCGAUCGAGAAAAUCAUGAAAGAAAAUGACCUAAACGAGCUAGGACUCCGGAUCGAGGAGGUGGCAUGGCUUAAGAAGAGAGACAAGGUGCUAGGGAAGUUCGCAUCCCUCGGCAUCUGGUUCGACACCACGGAAGGGGCCAAUCUUUUGCUAGACAAGGGCUUCCUCGUUGGCCGGAGAUUCAUCGGCAAGACAAACCUACGCGUAUUACAGCUAAACAUCAUGAAAUCGGGACCGAGGAUGGAAGCGCUUAUCAACGACCACCAGAGUCAGGAUCUGGAUGUACUCCUAAUCCAAGAACCAUCGAUCACCGCCUAUCAAACACACGUCAACCACAGCGCCUGGCGGCUAUACCGGCCGACCACCGAGACUGAGGCAGGUCGGUUUCGCAGUCUGAUCUAUGUCAACCGAAAUGUCUCAACCUCUUCCCAUCGACAGAUCGCCUGCGACCACCCGGACGUCACAGCUAUCAAAAUUUGGUCAACCGACUCUCAGUUUCUUAUCUUCUCAGUUUACCUCGCAUGCGUACCGCUAUUCACGCCGAACGAGACGUCGGCAGAACUAGCACUCACGGCAAUCCAGAACACACUUAUAGCCAACACCCAAGACGACCAAAGGACAAGAAGCGUCGUCUUGUCAGGUGAUUUCAACCGCCAUCACCCGAUAUGGGGCGGAAACCAUAUCCAACCGCGAUUCAUUGAAGACGCAAGCGAAUUAAUCAACUUCUUUCAAGCGCACUGCCUACAUAGCUGUCUUCCACGGGGAACAGCGACUUUCUGGCCCUUUAACGACCCAGGGAAGAGCACCACUAUCGACCAGACGGUAACGAACCGCCCAGACCUGCUCGUCAAAUGCCAUCUCUACCACGAAAACUACGGGUCAGACCACCGCGCAACGUACUCUGAAUGGAAUUUAAGAUCUCAGCGCCAGCCCGCCGCUAAGGCAAAGAAAGCCUACGACCGUGCAGACUGGUGUAAGAUUGCCGAAGACGUACGCCGACAAUUGGGCCCAUGGAAGGAGGUGAAAACGAGACCGGCGCUAGAUGAGACAGUCGACAAGCUCACAGAGGCGACGGCCAGGGCGGUGGAUAGACACACUCCCGACCUACGACCAACACCAUACUCCAAACGCUGGUUCACCCCAGCCCUCAAAAUACAGCAGACCGAGGUCAAUCAACUACGCCGGACGUGGCAAGAAAGUUGUGCGGAACGCGGGCGACACGACGCCCGCUCCAUAACCCUCUUUCAAGGGAUGCAGCACAAACGACGAUCAUGGACCCGCACUAUUGAGAAGGUGAAGGCGUCACAUUGGAAACAGUUCCUCGACGAAGCCGGGGAAGGGAAGCUAUGGAAAGCAGCCACCUAUAUGAAACCACGAGAAGCCUGGGGAUGUGUGCCGGCAUUGCACGUCGGUACCAACGAGCUUAUAGAAAACGAGGACAAAGCGCAGGCCUUCCUAGACGCUUUCUUCCCGCAGAUGGACGAACCCCACGAGGACUUGCCCGCCCAAGCACCUCUAGCACUUCCGUGGCAACCUAUCACUGAGCUUGAGAUUCAACGAUCUCUCAAAGCCGCAAAAGGAUCUACCGCACCUGGUGAAGACGGCCUGCCGACGCUGGUAUGGAAACAGCUGUGGAGACACCUCAAGGUCUACAUCACAGGGAUCUUCACCGCGUCAGUCAAUCUAGGAUACCACCCGAAGCGAUGGCGAAGCGCGAAGAUUGUGGUGCUGCGGAAACCCAAGAAACCUGACUAUUCAGUACCUGGGGCCUAUCGCCCGAUCUCGCUGCUUAACACUCUAGGCAAACUCCUUGAAGCGGUGAUGGCGCGACGACUGUCGUACCUCGCUGAAAAGCACGGCCUGCUACCGGACACCCAGUUUGGAGGACGACCAGGCAGAACGACUGAACAGGCCCUGUUGGUCCUCUCUAAUGCGAUUGACCGGGCGUGGUAUAAACACAAAGUGAUUACGCUAGUGGCCUUUGACUUGAAAGGUGCCUUUAAUGGAGUCAACAAAGUGAGCCUAGACGCUUGCCUCCGGGCAAGGAGAGUCCCAACCGUGGCGAGAAAAUGGAUUGUGAGCUUUAUGAGCGACCGCCACGCCAGCAUAGGAUUUGAUGACUUCCGCACCGAGGCCACACCACUAGCGAACGCGGGACUUGCACAGGGCUCGCCGCUCUCCCCUAUCCUGUUCACAUUCUUCAACUCCGACCUGGUCGACCAACCCGUCGACUCUCACGGCGGUGCAUCCGCCUUUAUCGAUGACUACUUUCGCUGGCGUGCGGGACGCACAGCCGAAGAGAACCUAGCCAAGAUUCAAUCGGAAGAUAUUCCCCGCAUUGAGGCAUGGGCCCGUCGAACUGGGUCUUGCUUUGCAGCCGAGAAAACCGAACUGAUCCAUAUCACCAGGAAAAGACGCGAACAGCUUCAGGGGCAAGUGGUUAUGAACGGGAAGACAAUCGAACCGUCGCCCACUGCCAAGCUUCUAGGGGUGGUGUUCGACCAGGAGCUUCGCUGGAAAGAACACGUCCAGCAAGCAAUCAAACGCGCAAUCAAAGUCAGUAUUGCUCUGGGCGGGCUGCGGCAUCUACGCCCAGAACAGAUGCGACAGCUCUACCAAGCCUGUGUAACGCCGGUCAUGGACUACGCGUCGACGGUCUGGCACGACCCGUUGCGAGACAAGACUCACCUACGACACUUGAACACAGUCCAGAGAACCGUAUUAAUCCGGAUCCUAUCAGCUUUCAGGACAGUGGCCACCACGGCUCUGGAAGUAGAAGCACAUAUUUUGCCAACGCACCUCCGCCUCCGCCACCGAGCGCAGAACACCAUUGCAAGCCUUCACACUCUGCCGCGCGAUCAUCCUAUUUGGGAUACACUACGGCGAGCCCAGAAACGUAGGAACAAUGUCGGGUCGUACGCUCGUUUCCCACUGGCGGAAGCCCUGAAGACCAUGAACCUAGAAAGACUAGAUGAACUAGAGACGAUCGACCCACGACCGCUGCCACCGUGGCGAGUCGAGUCCUUCACGGAGAUCGAGAUCGGGUUAGACCGAGAGACGGCAAGAGAACGGGCAGAGACCAUAGGGUCCGCAUCGACCAUCGUGGUCUACUCUGAUGCCUCGGGACGUGAAGGCCACCUAGGCGCCGCUGCUGUAGCACUCGACAAGGACCUACAGGCUGUCGAAUCCAAACAGGUCCAAGUAGGACCGAUGGACCAGUGGUCGGUUCACGUAGCAGAGCUGAUAGGCAUUUUCUACGCUAUCAGUACAGUGUUCAAGAUCAGCCAUCAGCGACCAAGCACGGAACACAAUGGAACAACAACGGCAACGAUCCUCUGCGACAGCACGUCAGCCUUACAGGCGAUCGAAAACCCAGGAAACAGGUCAGGACAACGCAUCAUCCACGCGAUCCUCCAGGCGGCCGCAGAGGUUCAAGCAAAGGGAAUCGCGCUCCGCCUCCAAUGGAUACCCGGACACUGCGACGAUCCAGGGAACGACGCAGCAGAUCGGUUGGCCAAAGACGCGGCAAGCCCGGGCAAAACACACCCCUUCCGCCCUUUACUGACAAGGAAGAGAGCGCUUAUCCGGGACAAGAUCCGCGCUCAAUGGGAGCGGGAAUGGAAAGCAUCAACCAAUGGCGGUCACUUGCGAAAAAUCGAUAGCACUCUACCGGCGACCUACACCAGGAAGCUGUAUGGGAAUUUGCCCAGGGGCCGGGCGUACCUGUUGACACAGCUACGCACGGGCCACAAUUGGCUAUCCACCUAUGCCAAGACCUUCGGCUUCCGCGACAAUGAUCAGUGCGUGUGCGGCGCGCAAGAAACAGUCACCCACGUGCUGGUGGACUGCCCAAAUUUGAGGGAAAUCCGAAGGGAGCUAAGACGUGAAGCUGGGGACGCGUUCAACGACGUGUCGAGUCUGCUGGGAGGCUCAACCGAA
This is a messenger RNA of Penicillium arizonense, 4761 nucleotides long. RefSeq lists its product as uncharacterized. Gene Ontology annotation, molecular function: nucleic acid binding; RNA-DNA hybrid ribonuclease activity. The record is from RefSeq and is a predicted model, not a curated record. The annotation marks the transcript as partial. The transcript is spliced from 2 exons. Lineage: Eukaryota; Fungi; Ascomycota; Eurotiomycetes; Eurotiales; Aspergillaceae.